Molecule: messenger RNA, 1436 nt
Organism: Amphimedon queenslandica
Lineage: Eukaryota; Metazoa; Porifera; Demospongiae; Haplosclerida; Niphatidae
Product: NAD kinase-like
Exons: 11
Coding region: 41-1357 (438 amino acids)
Biological process (GO): NADP+ biosynthetic process; NAD+ metabolic process
Molecular function (GO): NAD+ kinase activity
Source: RefSeq, a predicted model, not a curated record
GGAUAUCCGUUCAGCCUUUAAUAUUGUGGGUGUGGCUAUAAUGGCAGGAAUGGCUAGGGCAGAACCAGAUAUGUCAAAUGCAGCAGAAAAGAAACGACAAUCUUACAAAUAUUACAAUCAAAGAUCUCAACUUGAUUUUUAUCCUGAACAAACUGAUAGUGAUGAAGAACCAAAAAGCAAAGCAAUGAUCCAGAAGGCAUCAGAUAUGUCAGGCAUUGAAGACCCUUCGUGUGAUCAUCAUCUAUUAUGGAGGGAAGCACCAAAACGUGUCCUACUAAUGAAGAAGUUCAGAGAUGAAGAGGUUACUGCAACUUUCAAGAAUGUUGCAAAAUGGCUGAUAGAGGAGAUGAAUGCUGUCAUUAUAUGUGAGCCUGCUGUAUUGAAAGAGAAUCUUAUCUGUCAAGAAGAGUUUAGUUCUAUUUCUCGGCAAUUUUUAACAUGGAAAGAUGAAGAUGAAGAUUCUGAAGAAGAAGAUUCUAAAGAAAAAGUGUUGUCAGAUAUUGACAUAAUAAUAUGCAUUGGUGGAGAUGGUACUCUCCUAUACACCUCAUCAAUGUUUCAAGAUGGCACAGCAGUUCCUCCGGUAUUGUCAUUCAACAAUGGCUCCUUAGGUUUCCUCACUCCCUUUCCCAUAACUGAGUACAAAAGCCACAUUCAGAGGGUCUUUAAAGGUAAAGUAAGCAUCACUCUAAGACACAGGCUAAUAUGCGAGAUACGGGCAAAUAAUAAAGUUGCUCUCCCUCUUUCUCCUGAUAAUGAAGACAUAUGUCACGUUGAUUAUUGUAAAGACCAUCCAGUCUCACCUCCUCCUAAUGAUAUGCGAAGAUUAUCAAAGUUUUCGACUAAAGUCAUGAUAAGCAGCCAGGAUAAACUAAAGACUAAAAUGAUGGUGAUGAAUGAGGUUGUGGUUGAUCGUGGCCCCUCCCCUUAUCUGACUAAUCUUGAGUUGUGCUGUAACGGUCGGCCAAUGACAUCAGUUCAAGGAGAUGGUAUAAUAAUAGCUACACCAACUGGAAGUACAGCGUAUUCAUUAGCAGCUGGUGCUUCAAUGGUCCAUCCCAGUGUCCCUUGUAUGCUCAUAUCACCAAUAUGUCCUCACAGCCUCUCAUUUAGAUCCAUUGUAAUACCAGCUGGUGUGGAAAUAUCAGUCACAGUUGCGACUGAGAGCAGGAACUCUGCUUGGGUCUCAUUUGAUGGAAGAAACAGGCAGGAAAUAUUUCAAGGAGAUUGUGUUGUGGUGACCACUAGCUCCUGUCCCGUCCCUUCUGUUAAUAAUACUGGUCACGUGACUGACUGGUUUGAUAGUCUGGCUGAGUGUCUUCACUGGAAUAUUAGGAAGCAGCAAAAGAAACUAUAAACUGUAUCUAUUGUGUAAAUUAUGUCAUUCUGUUUGUUUUUAAUUCAAAAUUUUAACCGUUUCUUUAAUAACUGAUUAU